Molecule: messenger RNA, 309 nt
Organism: Chaetomium globosum CBS 148.51
Lineage: Eukaryota; Fungi; Ascomycota; Sordariomycetes; Sordariales; Chaetomiaceae
Exons: 4
Coding region: 1-309 (102 amino acids)
Source: RefSeq, a predicted model, not a curated record
AUGGGGGUUUUUGCAAAGAGAACAAAGACAAAAACACGGAGACGUGUUCGCGACGUCGAUCAGAUCAAGGCCGAUCUCUUGUCCCCUAGGCAUCUCCAGCUAUAUAAGGAGACCAAGGCGGCCGAGGACCUGCCCGGCUUUGGCCGUAAUUACUGCGUUGAAUGUGCCAAGUGGUUUGAGACCGACUCGAGUCUGGUUCUUCACAGAAAGGGAAAGCCUCACAAGAGGAGGCUAAAGCAGUUGCGCGAAGGGCCUUACACUCAUGAGGAGGCGGCUGCUGCCUCACCUGGAGACGUCUCAACGCUCUAG